CCCGUGGAAACUCCAGAUCCAUCAAAUCGCCGUACGUACGUGGCCAGCUUCAUGUGUAGUACAUAGCUGUUUAAUCGAUCUCGACAAAAAACGCGUCGAGUCGGGAAGCUUUGCCAACAGCUUCCAUGGCGGCGCAGGAGAUUGCCCAAUUUUCCAGCCGCCAUGGAAGCCAAGAUUAGCUUGUUGUCGCCUCCGAUGCCACCGUUCCGCUGCUGCACCUGCACCCUGUCGGCACUAGUUUUGCAGUACUGGCAGCUUAUGCACUGUUGCUUAUGGUCAGCACAAACUACAUCCAAAUAGCUGCGAUCCCGGCUAUCAUACUCGUUUUCAUCGGUGUUUUGUGGGGCAAUUUCUGGGCCAAGGGAAGACUUCAGCAUAGAAACAACAGUGGAACUGCUGCUAACUAGGGGAGUGGCAGCGGGCAAGCUUGGAGGAUGCUGCUACCCACGGUACUACUGUCGUACUGUUUGCAGCUAAUCCAGCUCGCCUGUGCACAAGCGACCAACGGACAACAAAGUGACAAUUUCCUCUUCUCUCACUCCCUCCUCUUCUUGAGUUCCGCGCUUGGUGCACUGGCAGUGAUGAUUGCUGCGCUGCCCAUCAGAGCCAAUCAAUGUGUGGCGCAGGGGCAGCAGCUUAUUCACAGGAUCUUCAUUGUGGUUUUUAUGAUAGCAGUGCACAUGAUGGCUACUGAAUGGAUGAUGGUGGAGGUCAUGCCACUGGUUUGCAUGCCGGAGUUUAUUGCAUCACUUGUGUGGCUCACUGGUGAUUUUGAUCACGCCAGAUGUAUGGUGCUCAUCGACAAGGUAACAUCACGCAGAUCAACAGUCACCUUUCUCACUGCAGCAGUGGCUCUGUUAGCGUUCAUGUUUGCAUUUGAGAACGAGAUGGUACUUGCUAGUUACUGGUGCAGAAGAAUCCUGUACUCCUGUACCUUGUCAGGGCUUCUAUCCUGCUUGUGCGUGUGUAUGAUCCUGCAGUGGCGGCCGGAUAUCUCUGCUAAUGUGUCCCUUGACUGGCCGAGCGUUAGUGCGAUCCUUUCCAUAAGGAUCCUCGAGUUCUCGGCACUGAUUUGCUUUGCUAUGUCAGCUGUGCUUCUCUUCAUUGGGUUCCUCUUGAAUUACUCAAUGUUGUAGAUCUAAGUUUGCUAUGUAAGCAUGCAUGGCUACCUUGUAUGGCGGCCUCGGGACAAAGAUCGACCAUAACUCUAGUGUUUGUAAGCAUGCAUGGCUGCCUCGUGACAAAG
Triticum aestivum (bread wheat) is the source of this 1246-nucleotide messenger RNA. RefSeq lists its product as uncharacterized. Lineage: Eukaryota; Viridiplantae; Streptophyta; Magnoliopsida; Poales; Poaceae. Bases 435 to 1136 code for a protein of 233 amino acids. The record is from RefSeq and is a predicted model, not a curated record. The transcript has 2 exons.